Aphanomyces astaci is the source of this 1749-nucleotide messenger RNA. RefSeq lists its product as hypothetical. The transcript has a single exon. Lineage: Eukaryota; Oomycota; Saprolegniomycetes; Saprolegniales; Verrucalvaceae. The record is from RefSeq and is a predicted model, not a curated record. Bases 11 to 1612 code for a protein of 533 amino acids.
UUUUCGCAUUAUGGCAGCAUCGCGCGAAGGACGCCUUAGGUCCCGAGAUAUGUCGAGGAAUGAUGGGGCCAUGGACUCGCCGUCCUCAUCACCUGACACGAUGAGUCGGCGCCCUGGGCGCCGACGGUCGCUGGCGUCACCAGUGGGUCCGCCGCUACUCGAUGCCGAAGAUACUCCCGCGGUACGUCGAGGUGGCAGUUCAGUGCCGGUGCUGUCCCUGUCGAAACGUCCGACUUUAUCCUGGAUCAUCGGAGGAUGGGUCAUGGAUCUGUCCAUGUACGCUCCCGCGGAUGCCCCUCCUCCGGUCCACAUGGAGAACCGAUCGCACUGGCCGCGCGCGUUCCUCGACUACGACGAUCCGUCCAUCAUGGACGACGCCGUGUUGGCCCAUCGAGGGGACGCCAUUGUCGACCUCGUGCGUGCCGAAUGCGCUGCUCGGAUGUUGCGUCUACCUGACAAAUCGCAUCAGGACGACAUCGUGCGCAAAACGUUCGACGGCGGCCGGUGUCUGUACGUCGUGCAUGCAUCGAUGGACAUUCCGUCCUCGUUCGACGACGUCGUGUCUAUAUUGACCCACCGAUCGUUCUUUGGGCACGUGUUUGGCCAUCAGUUGCUCGCCGCGACAGAACUCCGGCGAGGAACCGCCGCCAAAGCUGCGACGCCGCCGUCCCCAUCCACCACUACCACCACCCUAGUGCAGCGACUGCAUCUACAUGUUCCUCGGGGGUACAAACGCCAACAAGCGAUGAACGUUACGUUUCUUGACCACGUGCACGACAGCAGCCACGCCCCUCCGUCCGCCGCUGCCACGCCCACUUGGACCCGAGUGUUCAAGUCCAUCGACCGCCAGCUCGCCCCUUGUUCUUCUUCUUCGACGCCAUCCCUUGCCACGGCUACGUCUGCCUCAUCCACUCGCAUGACGCACGUUCUUGGGGGGUUACACGUCGAAUCCCUCUCAGCAUCGCGCUGCCGCCUGUCGUUCUACGGCGAUUCGUGUGUGCCGUCUGUCCUCGCCGUGAAAAUGGACGGCGCCCAUGCCUUCUUGGACGCAUUUGGGCAGUCCGUGGCACUCGUCCACAGAAUGCUACGGCGCCGGCGCAAAAGUCAUCGCCACCACCUCCACUUCCUCCACCCGCCCACGUACCCCUCCUCUCCCGCGUCGGACGACACGGAAUGGGAUGCCGCCGACCUCCUUCGCCAGCACAACCUUCGAUCGUCCCCCCCCCAUGCUCGUCCCCCGACUACUUCUGCCGCCACGACCACAGACGCCAUAGACACAUCGAGAUGCCGGGUCUGCGCCGUGCGCUUCCACUACUUUCGAGGGGUCCACAACUGUGCGACGUGCCUGGCGUCGUUUUGCGCUGGCUGCCUGCGUCGCCACACCCUACUCUGUCACACCCCGUCGCUGUCGUCACCAGACUCGUCGCCAGCGCCGUCCCCCACCCACCAGUUGCCGACUGAUUUGACAUCGAUGCUAAAGCCUGCUUACUGGCAGCAGUGCGUGGCUGAGCCUCUGCGCCAGUCCCUCUCUGCCAACCACUUUAGUGCACUCCUGGACGAACAAGAAGGCCGACUGCUUCGCCGCCAGUACCGUGCGGCAUCCUUUGACUAAAUCGAACGGAACCGACGUGGAUGUGACAACGUACAGAACAAUGCAAUAUACUAAUGCGACGACGUCCAAGUAGUGAACAAUUGCAAUACACUAAUGUGACAACGUACGGACCAAUGUAAUAAUAUACUAUUGUGACG